This is a messenger RNA of Candidula unifasciata, 1857 nucleotides long. Lineage: Eukaryota; Metazoa; Mollusca; Gastropoda; Stylommatophora; Geomitridae. The record is from the annotation of a GenBank genome assembly.
AUGUAUGGCCACAUCCAUUGUGUAGUUAGAGAGUUAGUGCUGUCAAAGUUUGGACAAGAAUCAUGGGACACCAUCUUGAAGGAGGCGGGGAUCAACGAAAGAGAACACUUCAUGCUGUUCUACCACUACAGUGAUGACGUGAUUCUCAGUCUUGUGGCGGCUGCCAGUAAAUGUUUAAACCUGCCAGCUGAAACAGUCCUCGAGGUGUUUGGCGACUACUUCCUGAUCCACUGUCUCCGCCACGGAUAUGACGACAUGUUGCGGACACUGGGCUCCGAUAUCACCAGUUUCAUCCAGAAUUUGGACUCGCUGCAUUCUCUCCUGGCGCUGACGUACGGCAAGAUCGUCGCUCCCUCCUUCAGGUGUGAAACAAACAAGGACUCUAGCCUGACCCUUCAUUACUACAGUGCAAGAACUGGCCUCCAUCCUCUUGUCAAGGGAGUUCUGAAAGCUGUAGCCCGAGAAAUCUUUGACCAGGAAGUGGAGAUAGCUAUGAUCAGCGAGGUCACUGAGAAACUAGACGACGAGCGGGAGCAGAAUCACGUGACAUUUGUAGUGAAUAUCGUCAAACUCGGACCAGACGGUGUAAGGGUGGCAAAUGACAAGAAACCGAAAGAAGUGUCAUCUCCCGUGGCUCUGACAAAAGGACAGUUUGUCUCCAUUUUCCCUUACCACCUCAUCUUUGACGAAGCCCUCCGCCUUCUUCAGUUCGGUUGUUCAGUGGCCAAACUGUCUCCUGUCCCACUUACAGAAGGGAUGGACAUGUCAUCGUCGUUUCGCAUCCUCUACCCCAGGAUGUCAUUUACUGUAGCCAACAUACAGCAGUUCAUCAACGCUAUUUACGUUAUUGCAGUGGACCCCCACGACAGUCGGAACAACAGCAACAUAUUCAGCAUGAAAGGACAGAUGAUCUGGUUGGCUGAUUCGAAGCUGAUGAUAUUCAUUGGCUCUCCUCGUUUGACGUCAUUAAAAGAAAUGAAAAGAAUGAAUGUUUUCAUGGCCGAUAUCCCCCUCUAUGACGUCACUAGGGAGAUGGUUCUCUUGUAUCAACAGAGAAAUGCUGAGAUAGAUAUUACGAAAAAGCUAGACGAAACCACUGCCGAGUUAAAGAGGACUUCACGAGAACUGGAGCUGGAGAAGCAGAAAACCGAGAGGCUUUUGUACCAGAUGUUGCCAGAAAAAGUUGCCAACCAGCUCAAGAAUGGGCAGAAAGUUGAAGCAGAGAAGUUUGACCGGGUCACAAUUCUGUUCAGUGAUAUCGUCACUUUUACCAACAUCGCCGCCGCCUGUUCACCCCUGGAUGUGGUCAAUAUGUUGAACGACAUGUACCACAGAUUUGACCUCAAGACAAGCGAGCAUGGUGUAUACAAGGUGGAGACAAUCGGGGACGCCUAUAUGGUUGUCUGUGGAGUUCCAGAGAAGACAGCCGUCCACGCUCAGCCUGUAGCAGACUUCGCCCUGGAUAUGGUGGAGCAAGCCUCAUGUGUCAUGUCUCCGGCCACUGGAAAACCCCUUCAGAUACGAGUCGGUAUCCACACAGGACCUGUUGUUGCCGGAGUUGUCGGGGUGAAGAUGCCCAGGUACUGCCUCUUUGGCGAUACGGUCAACACAGCCUCUAGAAUGGAGAGUCAUGGCAUGCCAGGCCGCAUACACUUGAGUCCAACAACAUACAAAGCAUUGAGUGGCCAAGGUUAUCUAUGCAAGUGUCGGGGAGUUACCAACAUAAAAGGAAAAGGAAAUAUGAAGACCUACUUUCUGAUUGGUAAUAGACAUCAUGUGAUUUCUGAACCAGAUGACGAAUACAUUGACCUGGAAGUGUUUUUUGAACAAGGUAAUAAUUUUGUUAAGUUAUGGUAA